UUUUUUUGACGUUCGAAUCUCAAAUUUCUGUCUAACGAUGACUUCAAAAAAAUAUAUUAACUAUGAGAGACUGGAUCAGCCUAUAUUUGAUGUAUAUAAAUAUGCAAAUACUAUUAUUAAGGAAACACAUAAUCAAUCAGAUCAUAUGAUUGAUAUAGAAGUUCCUCUUAAAAAAAUACAAUAUGAUUUAGAAGAAAUCAUGGAAGAGAUUCAAGAAGAACUUAAAGAGGACCAUAAUGAUCUUAUAAAUCAUGUAAAAUUUAUAAAAGAAAGUUCGAAUGAAAAUAUUGAAUGGAUAAAGAAAUAUACAGAACCAUUGGUUGGGUUAUUUGAAGAAAUGGAUGAAAAAUGGACAUCUAAAUAUGAAUCAGCAUCAUGUUUAUUAGUUUCUUUAAAAAAUAAUCAUAUAACUAGUCAAUUGCUUAGAGAAGUUCAAGAAUCAAUUAUUUUAUUGAAACAUCUUAAAAGUUUACAUCAAGAAAUGAAAUCACAUGUAAAUGAAACAGAAUUGUGGAAGGAAUGUCUUAGAAUGGCAACGAUAAUCAAAGAAUGGAAAACAAUUUUACGAAAUUUAAUGGAUAUUUUGAUAAUUAGAGAAUAUAUUCCGUUUGUAACAUCUGUUUCAAACGAGUUAGAAUCUAUGGCAUAUGAUGCUAUUUUUGUAAAAAAAUAUACAUCAAAAAAUUUACUUGUUUCUAUUAUAUCGACUUAUUUUUUACUUAAUGAAGAUGCUUUGAUUUCUAAUUUAAAAAAAUAUAACAGUCAGAGUAUAAAAGAUGCAGUUGAGUAUUUUUACAAAAGCAUUGAAAUUAAUUUAACAUUAAAACGAUUAUCUAUAACUGAUUCGGCUAAAGCAACAAGUAUUUUAUUAACAAAUAUUGAAAAAGGAUGGUCAAAUAUAGAAAAUAUUUCAAAAAACAUUUACCAUUUAAAUGAAGCUUUAGAAGAAUCAAUACCUUUUUUUCUAAAGGAAACUUUUUUGACACAUAAAGACACAAUUAUCUCUAAUAUUUUAGAAAAAUUAAACGAUCAAUCGUCUAUUCAAUAUUUUUGGAAACAAUUUUCUUCUCAACUUAUACUUAAAAUUAAAGAUAUCACUAAACAAUCAUUAUGGCUUAAUAAAAUAUUAUCUCAAGAAUCUGAAUUCAUUUUAAAAUUAAUUCAAAAAACACUUCAUCAAGAACUUCAUAAUUAUGAGCUUCAAAAACUAAUUUUAGAAAAUAUCAAGUCUUCAAUUACACAAAAGAAAUAAUUUAUUACAUACGAAACAUUUAUUUAAUUCUUAUUUAUCUA
Messenger RNA from Pneumocystis carinii B80, 1293 nucleotides. RefSeq lists its product as hypothetical. NCBI's taxonomy places the organism in Eukaryota, Fungi, Ascomycota, Pneumocystomycetes, Pneumocystales, Pneumocystaceae. Gene Ontology annotation, biological process: intra-Golgi vesicle-mediated transport. The record is from RefSeq and is a predicted model, not a curated record. The coding region runs from base 38 to 1252 and encodes 404 amino acids. Gene Ontology annotation, cellular component: COG complex. The transcript is spliced from 4 exons.